GCCCUCCUUCCCCUCCCGCCUGCUGCCGGACAAGAUGGCGGCGGCCGCGCGCUGGGCCGCGCUGGGCCUGGUGCUGUGGCUGUGCGCGGCGGCCCGCGCCGAGGAGCCGGAGGGGAAGCGGCGGGCGGGGCCGGCCAAGAAGAAAGACAUUCGGGACUACAACGACGCGGACAUGGCCCGGCUGCUGGAGCAGUGGGAGAAAGAUGAUGACAUUGAGGAGGGGGAUCUUCCUGAGCACAAGAGGCCACCAGCACCAAUAGAUUUCUCAAAAAUUGAUCCAGGCAAGCCUGAAAGUAUCCUGAAACUGACGAAAAAGGGGAAGACUUUGAUGAUGUUUGUCACGGUAUCAGGAAAUCCCACAGAAAAGGAGACAGAAGAAAUUACUAGCUUGUGGCAGGGCAGUCUCUUCAAUGCAAACUAUGAUGUACAAAGGUUUAUUGUUGGCUCAAAUCGUGCCAUCUUCAUGCUACGUGAUGGCGGUUAUGCCUGGGAGAUCAAAGACUUCCUGAUCAGUCAAGAAAGGUGCGCGGAUGUUACUCUGGAAGGCCAGGUUUAUCCUGGCAAAGGAGCAGAUGGAAGUGAGAAGGGAAAAAACAAAACCAAACCUGAGAAAGCAAAGAAGAAAAAAGACGCAGAGAAGAAAUCUAAAAGCAGCCAAGAGGACAACCGCGCAGCCAAACAGAGAGAAGAUCUAUGACAGAUGCAUGAGCCAGACUGAAUGGUGCUCUGCUGUUCCUUGAAGGGAAACUUGACUUUCUGUACAAUUCCUGGCUUUAUAGAGGAGAAGGAAGGAAGCAGAUGUUACUGAGGUUUAAAGACUUCUGUGUUGAAAUACACCUGUUUACUUAUUAAUGUUGGCUGUUUGUUUAACUACAGAAACGGUAAUGGUUGAUACCAGCAAUUGACUACUUUAGUUUGUAAUCCUUUAUGCUUUUGUUGUUGUUCAAAGUUAACAUACAAACCUAUGUCUAAGGUUAUGAAUUUAGGUGGAGAGGAAGGUGGAUAGUCUCGGAAUACACCAGUGUUAAUCUGUAGUGGCUGCUGUCCAUCAUGGGUAUGCAAGUUGGUAUUUGAUUCAUUGUUGCAGAGCACCUGCUAAAAGAUACUUUAGGAAGCCCAUUUGCCAUGCUCAUUUUGCAAAAAUGACUGGAGUUGCAAAGAGCAAUGUUGCAGUGGCCAAAUAUGCCUGGAAUGGCAGGGUUUAGGAUGGGUCUGGUUGAUUGAUUUUCUGAAAACAAAAACUCUUCUGUCCAUCACCAAAAAUCCACAAAAGUGCUUUGAUUCUUGAUAGAAGCUAGGUAGGUACUCAGCUAAUGCACUCCAAACCAGUAGAGUGAAGAGAUUCUGUCCCCAUCAGAUGUGAUGCACUUGAGUGUAAGGAAGCUGCAACACCAACGUGGGCAGUGGUGGGGUGGAAAGUCACAUUCAUGGCAUUCAUGUUGCUGCUGCUGCCAAAGAACCGUGCCUCUGGAUGCGGACGUUACAUGUGCCCCGUUAUCUACGCAGUGAGAUAGAAGAUACAGCUUUAACUCUGGAAUUAAUUUGUUUUGCUAGUGGUUUGCUUAAAUCUUUGUAAAAGCAUUAGUUACAGUGCAGAGUUAAACUUUGAGAUAGACAUAUCGCUGACAGAUGUUUAAUAACCCAGAUUUUUUUCGUAGAUUCCUGAGUGUGACAUGGUUGAUUGUAAAUGAACAUUGAUUUAAUUAAUAUGAAACUUGAUGUAUGGGAGCAAGUCUGAUUUCUCCUUGAAAGACUCUGUGUAAUGAGCAAGGUUUUAUUCUAUUUCCAGCUGUUUUCAGGCAAACGCAUGGCUUAGUUGUGCUUUCCUUUUCCUUUUCUAUGUGUUAAGGACUAAACGCACCCAAUAUUUAUGGUCCAUGCCAUUUUCUAGAGGAUGAGCAGAGUAUUAGCUGCCUUCAUUCGAUAGUACCAAGAGAAUACUACUUUCACUCUUUUUAUAAGGUGCUAAAAUCCAAGUGUUUUGGAUGAAAGGUCCUAACUGAACCAUAAUGGUUGAUCUUGUGGGAUAUUUCAAUAUCAGAAAAGGGAAGCUGACUUAAUUAGUGCUUGUUCCAAAAUAAAAAGAUGUCACUAAACGUAUUGCUUCACCGAGUUGUAAAACGUUUUAAAUAACGACGCAUUUAGGUGUUUGGGGAGGGAAACUAACCUGUCUUUGGUUUCCUUAGUUCCUCAUAAGGACUAAAUGAUAUCGAUGGAAAUCCCAGGCCAUCGUUUUUCCUUACUUACAAUGAUAGUGCAUGAAUUGAAGAAACCUUUCCUGCCACGCUUCACUCAGCAGUUGUCUGAGUGGAGAAAUGAAAGUCACGUAUUGCUCUUGUAUUCCGCUGUUAAUCCAGAACUAUACAGGAGUUGGGAUGGGUCUCUAGGAACUUGGAUAUUGCCCCGCAGAGAAAUGUGCAGUCUGUUUCUUGUUCAUAGCUAACUUACCAUUUUGUUACACUUCCUGGUUUUGUACCUCCCUGUUUUGUUUAAGAAUUUUGCUUCUCAGAAGAUGAGCAUAGGUGAAAUGAAGCUGUAAAUACAAAAUGGUACUGCUUUUUUUUUCUUUUUACAACAAAACUGUGGUAUAAAGAUGACGAUUCCAUUUGUCCAUGCCAAUGUGUGGAAAUGCUCUCUGCUUUCUGACAAGGAUUUUUUUGGUCAAACUGGGAUUUUACUGAGCAAAUAAUUAAGCAAUGCAAGGUGGUAUGCAAAUAAUAGAAAAUCAAAGCUAAUGAGGAGGUUUGAUCACUACACUGUAACUAUAACCCAACUUCUGAGAAUCAGUGCUUGUUGUAGUUGGUCAUAAGACUACGUUUAUGGAAGGCUGGGUCUCUUCCCUUUGUAGCUAAUGGGAUGGGGGCAGCUUUGCUGAAAUUCAGCUCACCUGUUGACCAGUCGUUUGUUUCUGAGUAAUUAAUUUGCAUGUGCCAAAUGAAGUCAUGUUUUAUGCCACUUUUUCUUAAUUAAAAAAUAAUGACUCAUUGUUUGCUUUUUUUCCCCUCUAAAAGUCUUUGGGACCCUGGCUCUUGGACUGGUGCACAAGCAAUUUUAUGUUGUAUUGAUUGAAGAGACUCAAACACAAAAUAUAUAUAUAUAUAGCUGCAGAUUAUAGUCCUUCUUGUUCUUGCCUUUUUAUCUGAGCUCUACACAGAGGUAUGUGGAAAAACUGUGAAAAAUUUCCAGCUGAUUUUAUGUGAUUAAAAUAUUGGAAUGAGUGUUUGAUUUCACUUUCAAAAGUA
Numida meleagris (helmeted guineafowl) is the source of this 3242-nucleotide messenger RNA. It is a transcript of the gene MESD, whose product is annotated as mesoderm development LRP chaperone. The transcript has 3 exons. NCBI's taxonomy places the organism in Eukaryota, Metazoa, Chordata, Aves, Galliformes, Numididae. Gene Ontology annotation, molecular function: low-density lipoprotein particle receptor binding. The record is from RefSeq and is a predicted model, not a curated record. Gene Ontology annotation, biological process: protein folding. Bases 35 to 697 code for a protein of 220 amino acids.